Molecule: messenger RNA, 990 nt
Organism: Aspergillus ochraceoroseus IBT 24754
Lineage: Eukaryota; Fungi; Ascomycota; Eurotiomycetes; Eurotiales; Aspergillaceae
Product: SGF11 family protein
Exons: 2
Coding region: 1-990 (329 amino acids)
Source: RefSeq, a predicted model, not a curated record
AUGGGCGAAUCAAACGGAACAAAAGAAUCGCAAAGCUCCUUCCCUCCCGGAACGGUUGCGAAACUGACUUGUGAUAUCUUGAACGAUACGUUUUACAAUAUUAUCCACGACAUCGUCGCCAAAGUCCAUCGAGAUGAAAAGGUUGCCCGGAUGCGUUCCGCGGUGGUGAUUGCGAGACAGAAAGCCGAAGAGGAGGCCUCUAGACGUCGCGAAGAAACCGGAGGAAAACCGCCUGGCUUGAUUAAGCCCGGUGAUCCCGACUCCGAAGAAUUUAAGGAUAUUCAUGUCGAGACCGACGGGGCUGUGUUCGAGGACGGCAAGGUUUAUCUUAAGGGCAACCCGCUCCAAACAACCAAAGAGAUUAUCUGCCCAGACUGCCGAUUACCCCGUCUAUUGUACCCCGUGACUGGGGCUGGCGCUCGUCCUCCCCCCGAUCCGUAUCGGGAAUACUGCCAGAAACAGCCGAUGAUUUCCAAACCAGGCCACGAUGUGCAUGGCAACCCAUUUGCGACUGACAAACUGAACCCGAAGAAGAAGAAACAAACUAAUGCCUCUAAUACACCGGCGUCAAGUCCACCUACUACCCCCGAUAGCUCCUUUAAACAGGCAGCCCCAGAGAAAGUGUCCUUUCCAACGGUCAAGUGUCCUAAUUGUCCUCGAUAUUUUGUCGUGACACGUGUCGCGCAGCAUUUAGAUCGAUGCCUGGGCCUUUCUGGCAGACAAGUGAAUCGGAACAAGACACCACAGGAGAAUGGAAGUAGCACACCGAGCUCCGCCGCUCCCAAACGUCCAUUAGGAGACGAAGACACUCCGGCCGCGCCGACGAAGAAGAAAAAGCUGAGCGCCCCCAAGAAGCUAUCCGGAAAGAAACCACCACCUGCGAGUAGUAAAUUGAAGAAUGGCUUGACGCCUGAUAUGGCUUUGGCCGCCGAUGCCGCAGCAUCUGUGGAGGGUGAUAUUAAGAGCGAAGCGAAUGGCGAUCCCGCAUAG